Messenger RNA from Macrobrachium nipponense, 3696 nucleotides. RefSeq names its product integrin alpha-PS3-like. The coding region runs from base 210 to 3458 and encodes 1082 amino acids. Gene Ontology annotation, molecular function: integrin binding. Gene Ontology annotation, biological process: cell-matrix adhesion; integrin-mediated signaling pathway; cell-cell adhesion. The record is from RefSeq and is a predicted model, not a curated record. The transcript is spliced from 23 exons. NCBI's taxonomy places the organism in Eukaryota, Metazoa, Arthropoda, Malacostraca, Decapoda, Palaemonidae. Gene Ontology annotation, cellular component: integrin complex; external side of plasma membrane.
UGUGCGAUUUUGGUAGAAGCGUUGAACGGCACACACAUGAGUGACGGAGACUGACUCACAAGUCGCAUUCCCAUUCUUACGCUGUGCUGUUACAAAUUCAAGUGCUGCACUUGAUAAUGCGGUGAUUACGAGGUCAUCGAAUGCUCAGGAAACGAGAUUACUACACCGGUGAAGAAACUACGUAGGAACUUUUACGUCAUCAUCUGACGAUGCUAUUAUCAAGACUUCGGAAACCGCCUACAGGUGGUUCCAGAUGCUUGUUAUUUCACCUCCUUCUGCUGUCUGAAUGGGGUGCGUUGGUCGCUUUUAACCUGGAACCGGAGUCCUACAACAUUUUUGAAGAUCCCUUGAUUGAUGAGUUGUCCUGGGGACGAGAGACCUACUUUGGAUUUUCAGUCGCUCUCCAGAAAAACCCCGCGGACGGAUCCUCGUGGCUUCUCGUGGGAGCUCCUCGCGGGAACUCGAGCUUCUAUCCGGAUCCGAGGGUCGUGACGGAACCCGGAGCCAUCUUCAAGUGCAAUGUCCAGAACUCAUCCUGCGAAGAACUCUGGAUUGAUCAGGAAGGAAACGAGGGUCCAGCGGAUUUCAGAUCGAACUACAGAGAUCUGAAAAACAACGGAUGGCUCGGCGGUGCCAUAGAUACGCAACAGACCUCCGGUGGAGGACGGAGAGCAUCUGGGGUAUGCGCGCCCAGAUGGAUCAACCAGUUUUACGGCAAUUACUACAUGAACGGCGCCUGCUAUUGGAUGAAUUCAUCUCUUCCUAACGGACCUGCGCAUAAGAAAUUGCCCCUAAUUCAUCAUGAGGACAUAGCAAGAACUAUUCAGGGGAAUAAAUAUUUUUAUUUCGGCUACGCUCAGGCUGGCAUGUCUCUUCAUUUAGCUGACGACCCUUCAGAGAUGAUCAUCGGAGCUCCUGGCGUCUUUAACUGGAGAGGGUCGGUUGUUCGCCUAAGAGAUGCCAACAGUGAGCCCUCCCGUCGACGUCGACAAGCAAGACCAAGCAACGGCAUCGAAGAAUCUCAGAUGUUCUCGACCGUCGAUGUUUUCAAUCCGUUCAACGUGAGGGAAAUAGACAGCUUUAGUCUCAAUGGAUACGCUGUCACUUCUGGGUAUUUUUUCAAAGAAGGAGAACGCCUGUACGCGAGCGGUGCCCCACGAAGCGCGUCUUCUUUUGGUAAGGUUCUCAUUUUCGCCUUCCCGAAGCCUGGAAGCGAAGCUCUGGAUGUGAGGAAAGUUCUGAGGGGAUCACAAGUUGGGGAGAACUUUGGAACGGCUCUUGUGUCAGCUGACGUCAACGGCGACGGCCUGAGUGACCUCAUUGUGGGAUGCCCAGUUUAUUUUGAGGACCGUGACCCUGGCAUGGGCAGGAUUGAAAUCUUCCUUAGCACAAGGACUAGGAGCAUGAAGAGUGCUGGCAGCCGCUUUGGAUCACGUGUGUCCUCAGCUCUCUUUGGCACGACUCUUACAACUCUUGGAGAUUUGAAUCGUGAUUCCUUUGAAGAUGUGGCAGUCGGAGCGCCAUGGGAAAAUGACGGCUCCGGGGCUGUGUAUGUCUACCUCGGGGCAGAAGAUGGUCUUCGUGAGGGAUUUUCGCAACGUCUCUCCCCUGGAGAUUUCCCAAACCGGGAGCCACUCCGAGGAUUUGGCAUGGGCAUCUCCAAGGGAACCGACGUAGACGACAAUGGCUACCCUGAUCUGGCAAUCGGGAGCUUCUUAUCGAGCAAUGCGGUCGUGUUAAAAUCUAGAAGUGUGGCAACACUGAACGGGUCUCUGAGCGCCAACCCAUCUGCUUUUCCUGAAGACGCCACAGAAUUUAAGCUAACUGCCUGCAUCACCUAUGGCGGUUACAAUGUCCCCCAAGUUGCUGACAUCCAAGGACAGAUCGAGUUAGACGACAAGCAAAUGUUUUCCAGAGCCACUUUCAAGGAGUCUGGCAGUUCAAUGAUAAACAUCACCAUCAAGCACGACGCUCGCAAUGGAGCAACGAAUUGUUUAGAGUUUGACGCAAAUGUGGAGGUCAUGAAACUUGACCCAAUGCGACCUUUGAGCAUAAGAAUGGACCACUGGCUCUUAGAUACUCCUGGAAAAAGAAUGAGUCUUGCCAAGACGGACCCAGCAGGAGGAAAGAGUUCCAGACUGGUGGUGGGAGUCGAGACCGACUGCGACGCUGACGGAAACUCCACCUGUUUGACAAACAUGACCAUCAGAGCUGCUUUCGUUAAUUACAAAGGGGAUCAGAAGUAUCCCAUCGGCAGCAAGGAGAGCCCCGUCGUAGAAAUGACCGUCACGAACUCCGGAGAGUCGGUCUUCCUCCCCAACGUCACGGUGGAGGUUGCCAGGCCCUUUGCCCUCUUCAUGCCCACCUCCCACAGCUGCGAAUUCCCCGACAAAGCGAAGCGACUGUCACUUGUCUGCCAGAUGAGGAAUCCCAUCAAGAAAGGCGAUAAGGAUGUCCUUCGAGUGUCAAUAGAUGGAGACAAAGUGAAGGACACGACAGCGAAUGAACUGGAGGUUCACAUGAAGGCUGCUGGCGAAGGAGUUGAACUAGAACCAGCUGAUAAUGUUAUCAUCCAGAAACUGCCGCUUUUGGCCAAAGCCGAGUUGGAACUCCGCGGGUACUCAACGGACGAAAAGGUUUUCUACAAACUGAUAGGCGAGAACGCGAUCAAUAAGACCAAGAGCAAAUCAUCUUUCAUACAGCAUUUCACGGUGAUCAAGACGGGACCUACGCCAAUCGAGGAGGUGGAGUUAGUCGUGGACAUGCCUGUCACCGUCAAUGGGGAAGCACUGAUUAGUCUCUUUUCUCCAGAGAUAGAAACACAAGACGGCCAAUGUAGGGAUGAAGGUCUCAUCGGGCCUUUUCAAAAUGGGAGGAAUAACGCCGGCCCUAACCGGAGAGUUGGUCUUCCAAAUACCACGACACACGAUGCCAACGAUACGGAUUUCUCUCCCAGGGUGACAACAACAGGAGUACACUCAGACGACGCGCCAGAGAGACAGAGGAGGGAAUUCUCCUGCAACAGAGCAGAGGUGUCCUGCAAAAGAUUCGUGUGUCACAUCUAUUCCUUACCAGGAGGAAGCGCUACUGCGCAGUUUUCCGUGAACAUGGUCAUUGAUUUGGCUGUCUUGGAAAAUCACAUCUCACCCAAAGUUGGCGCUGUAGUCGUUAGCAGAGCAUUUGCCACCAUAGUCUCCAUUAGGCCAGACUUGGAAUUCCAAGGGACCAAGAGUACCGGUGCAGAGGCCAAGACGGAAGUCCUGCCAGACACCAUGGUGAAGGGGAGAGUCCCUUGGUGGGUCAUCUUCUUGGCAGUUCUAUUCAGCCUACUGCUGUUGGCGCUUAUUGUGUUUCUUCUUUAUAAGAAAGGAUUCUUCAGACGCAAGGAACGUGAAGAAAUGAAGGCUCACAGGGCACGCAUCGUUGCGUCCGUUUACGAGGAGAACAAGCCCGAGUAGAGAGAGCCUCACCAGGGCCUCACUCACAUCUCGUUUCCUCACUGAAAUCCUGCUGCCUCAUUCCGCGGAGGACGGGACGACCGGUCUGAUUCAAGUCCUCAUACGCUUCUUUUUUUUCUAAGUGAGAAAUAUUGAAAUACCCUCGAUGAGGUCUCCAGUACACUCUUCUGGAAAUGAACGAGACUUUGUUUAUGAAUGGGCAUCUGUUGUCUACACCGAAUUUGAAUCAUGGUCAAUU